AUGUGUAACAGCAAAGAAGGUUUGAUUGCGGCGAUAAAUGCAGAGAAACACGUCAUGAUAGCAGCACAGGAUCGACCAGAUCUCCUCAAAACGGGUCAGUAUCUUCGCAUUCUAACCAAUCUUGGGAUUCUCCAUACGGACGCCGGAAACUGGGAUGAGGCACUGAAAUGGCACCACCUCGCAAUCGAGACUUGCAUCAACUGCGGCAUGCAGAAGGAGUCCAGUCUUGGCAAUCUGACGCAGAAUCUCGCUGGAACCUAUCUAUGGAAGGGAGAGCUGGAGAAGGCUGAGGAGGUCGUCCGUCGGGCUUUGACAGAGCCCAACUCUACUCCCAUGGCCGCAAAUUUCACAUUGGGCACGAUCCUGUGGAAGCAAGGCCGGAUCAGAGAGUCGCUUGAUCUUCACAAACGGGUCUUGACAGACUACAUCAAUCUACUUGGCCCCACGCACCCCGUCACCGCAAACUCAUGGCGCAGGGUUGGCUGUCUCUUUGCGACAAGUGAUUACUCAGGCCGGGAUCUGUCAGAAGCAGAACAAUGCUACCGACAAGCGUGCAGCAUCUGGAAGAAUCUAGCCGCCAGGGGCGACCAGGAUGCCACCAUCUACCAUGGAAACCACGCCCGGACCAUAUGGUCGCUGGCCGCCGUGCUCGAGGAACAAGGACCACAGCACCAAGAAGAAGUUCAGAAACUCCGUGACCAGACAAAGGAUUAUGUGCGAGCGCAAUUUAACGGAAGUCUGCCUGAACACCAGGAGGUGCCUGAGUUGUUGUACGGCAUGAUAUUCUACUGGGACCGAUAA
Molecule: messenger RNA, 801 nt
Organism: Cyphellophora europaea CBS 101466
Lineage: Eukaryota; Fungi; Ascomycota; Eurotiomycetes; Chaetothyriales; Cyphellophoraceae
Exons: 2
Coding region: 1-801 (266 amino acids)
Molecular function (GO): protein binding
Source: RefSeq, a predicted model, not a curated record